AUGAAGCAGCUCCGCUUGUUGCACCUGAGAAACACCAAGCUGACAGGCUGCAUCCCGCUGGAGAUUGGCAACAUGACAGAAUUGUUGACCAUGGACUUGUCACAGAACUAUUUGCAAGGGCAGAUACCAGAUACAGUAUCUCGUUUGGUGAAACUAAGAAUCUUGGAACUGUCAAAGAAUCAGCUCGGAGGCCACAUUAUCCCUGAGCUUGGGAAUAGCAGCAUCAUAUCAUAUAUCAACAUUGCACGCAACAGCUUCUCUGGGGCGUUCCCGCCAUCCAUCUGCAUGGGAGGGGCACUGACCGUAGUCAAUGCUGAAUACAACAGAUUUACAAGCCUUGACGAUCUGACCUUUCAAAACUGCACGACCCUGGAGCAUGUUGAAUUCACCGAAAACAACAUUGUUGCAGACCUAAGAGGUGCAAUACCUUCUUGGAUAAGUAAGAGCUUGCCCAGACUAAGAUUUCUUCUACUCUCAUCAAACAUGUUUGAUGGCAUCAUACCACCGCAGAUAUUACAAUUUCGCCAACUCCAGCUGUUGGACUUGUCAAAAAACAAGCUAACUGGACCCAUCCCAAACGAUUUUGCAAACUUCACUGGCAUGACGCAAGAACAAGUUGGAAACAUGACAUACCGCUUCCUGCAAGCAGAGAAGCUCCAAAUAGUUUGGAAGAAUGGGGGUUAUGUUUACACCAGCACGAUAGCAUUCAUGGCAGGUAUCGACUUAUCCUGCAACCUUCUUUCACAAGAGAUCCCAAAAGGGCUCACAACACUUCUUGGAGUCAGAUACCUAAAUUUGUCAAGAAACCAUCUAUCAGGUGGUAUUCCGAGAGACAUUGGCAAUCUGGCAUUGCUAGAAUCGCUGGACCUUUCACAGAACCAACUCUCGGGGGAAAUUCCUCCAAGUAUUGCAGAUCUGAAGGACCUGGGCACUCUGAACCUCUCGAGCAACGGUUUAUCUGGGAGGAUACCAACAGGAAGCCAGCUGCAGACAUUCUUAGAUCCUUCAAUAUACAGCAAUAAUCAUGGGCUAUGCGGUUCUCCAUUGCAGGACUGUGUAAAUCCAUCAGCAUCAAAGCAGAAUGAAACAGACCAAGAUGAAGAUAGGGAGACAUUGUUGCUGUAUUGCUUUGUGGCUGCUGGGGUUAUCUUUGGAUUCUGGCUAUACUGGAGCAUGCUCUUAUUUUGCAAUAAGCCAUGGAUAUGUGAGUUCUAUCAACAAAUCGACAACAUACAAGAUAAGAUUGCUAUUUCUAAGUCAUCUGAUCAAUUCGUAGUUCUAACUAAGCCAUGGUUCUAA
Messenger RNA from Lolium rigidum, 1299 nucleotides. RefSeq names its product receptor-like protein EIX2. The transcript is spliced from 4 exons. Lineage: Eukaryota; Viridiplantae; Streptophyta; Magnoliopsida; Poales; Poaceae. The record is from RefSeq and is a predicted model, not a curated record. Gene Ontology annotation, molecular function: protein binding. The coding region runs from base 1 to 1299 and encodes 432 amino acids.